AUGACAUCUGAAUUCGCCAUGAUGGCCCCCAUUUGUUUAGUGGAAAACAAGGAAGAGCAGCUGACAAUGAAUCCAGAAGCCUUACAGAUUCUUCACAAGAUAUCACAGCCUGUGGUGGUGGUGGCCAUUGCAGGGAUGUAUCGAACAGGAAAAUCCUACCUAAUGAACUGCCUGGCAGGACAGAAUCAUGGCUUCCCUCUGGGAUCCACAGUGAGGUGUGAAACCAAGGGCAUCUGGAUGUGGUGUGUGCCUCACCCCUCCAAACCCAACCAUACUCUGGUUCUUCUGGACACUGAAGGAUUGGAUGAUGUUAGAAAGGUUGACCCUAAGAAUGACCUGUGGAUCUUUACCCUGGCCGUGCUCCUGAGCAGCACCUUUGUCUACAACAGCAUGAGCACCAUCAGCCACCAGGCCCUGGAGCAGCUGCAUUAUGUGACCGAACUGACAAAGCUAAUUAGAGCAAAAUCCUCCUCAACACCUGGUGAAGUAGAGGACUCCACCAACUUUGUGAGUUUCUUUCCAGACUUUGUUUGGACAGUUCGGGAUUUUGCCCUGGAACUGAAGAUAGACGAGCACCCAAUCACAGAGGAUGAGUACCUGGAGGAUGCUUUGAAGCUGAUUCCAGGCAAGAAUUCCAAGUGUAUUCAAAAUUUCAACAUACUCAGAGAAUGUAUCAAGCAUUUAUUUCCAAAACGGAAGUGCUUUGUCUUUGACCGGCCAUUGAGUGAUAAAAAUCUCUUAUUUCAUAUGGAGACUGUGUCAGAAGACCAGCUGGAAGGGAAUUUCCACAUGCAAUCAAAAAGUUUCUGCUCCUAUAUCUUUACUCAUGCAAAGGUCAAGACCCUGACAGAGGGAAUUAUCGUCACUGGCAAACGGCUGGGGAAUCUGGUGGAGACCUUCACAGAUGCCAUCAAGAGGGGAACAGUUCUUUGUUUGGAGAACACAGUGACAACUCUGGUCCAGCAAGAUAGCACAGUGGCCAUGCAGAAAGAAGUCGACCACUACAGCGAGCAGGUGGCCGAGCAAUUGAGGCUUCCCAUGGAUAUGCCCCAGGAGCUGCUGGACAUGCACAUAACUUGCAAGAGGGGAGCUGUUGGAGUCAUCGUAGAGCACUCGCUUAAGGACAACCCGUGGGAAUUCCAGAAGAAUCUCAUGGAUACUAUAGAGAAAAAGAAGGAAGGCGUAUUGUUGUAGAAUGAAGAGGCAUCUGUCAAUUAUUGCUAGGCUGGCUUAAGCAGCUUCCGUAGACUAAUGGAAAGCAUUUUGAGAGGAACUUCUUCUGUUUCUGGAGGACAAAAUCUCUACCUGGAACCAAAGAAAAAGGUUGAACUUGACUACAGUCUAGUGCCCAGGAAAGGAGUUAAGGCAAGUGAGGUCCAGAAGACCUUCCUGCAGUCACAGGCAGCAAUAAAGGAAUCCAUUCUGCAGGCAGACAAAGCCCUCACCGCUGAGAAGGCCUUAGCAGCAGAUCAGGCUAAGAAGGAGACAGCUGAGAAGGAACAAGAGCUGCUACGUCAGAAGCUACAGGAGCAGCAACAGCAUAUGGAGACUCAAGAAAGAAUCUUUAAGGAAAAUAUAGUCCAACUGAAGAGUAUGGAGUGGGAAAUAAAAAAUCUUCUGAGAGAUUGGGAAAGAGUGCUGGAGCACAAACUGAAGCUCCAAGAAGAACUGCUUAAUGAAGUUUUUCAAAAGAUAUGUGAGGAGUUGCAUGCAGAGAUCCAUCAACUAAAAAAAGAGAUUGAAACAACUAAAAGACAUAGGUGGUUAUUGACUUCAAAAAUCAUUGAUGUGGCUGGCAAUGUGUUGAUUGCGGAGUUACCUGGUGCUGCUAAGCUAUUUGGUGUUGGGUUGAAAGUAAUCAGCUCAUUAAUAGAAUAG
Molecule: messenger RNA, 1878 nt
Organism: Cynocephalus volans (Philippine flying lemur)
Lineage: Eukaryota; Metazoa; Chordata; Mammalia; Dermoptera; Cynocephalidae
Product: guanylate-binding protein 4-like
Molecular function (GO): GTP binding; GTPase activity
Source: RefSeq, a predicted model, not a curated record